Mesorhabditis spiculigera is the source of this 441-nucleotide messenger RNA. The record is from the annotation of a GenBank genome assembly. Lineage: Eukaryota; Metazoa; Nematoda; Chromadorea; Rhabditida; Rhabditidae.
AUGGAGCGCGUACGCGAUUGCGGGCCGGCGGAGAGCGGCAGUUUGAUGGAGCACGACCACGGCCUGGAGGAGAUCGCGAGUGUGAUGGAGCGCGACGGCGGUCCCCGGCUGGAGACCGCGAACGGCGUGGGGAGCGACGGUGACCACGUGCAGGAGACCGAGAGCGGGCCGCCGAUCGCCGUCUGCCACGAACUGGUGAUGGUGAGGGAGAUGGGGUGCGGCGUGUCCCACGAGCCGAUGGCGAUACCGAAGGCGACGCAUCACGGCUUUGACGAGCAGACUGGGAGCGCGAACGCGUGCGUUGACUUCCCGGCGUUCCGGAGGAAGAUGGCGAUACGGCUUGGCUGCGACGGCGACGUUCGCGAGCAGUGGAUGAACCCGUCGGAGAGUGGCUUGGCCUCGAAUGUUCCGUUGAAAGAAGCGGCGACCGCGAUUCAGCCC